Messenger RNA from Myripristis murdjan (pinecone soldierfish), 2147 nucleotides. RefSeq names its product gap junction protein alpha 9a (gene gja9a). Gene Ontology annotation, molecular function: gap junction channel activity. Lineage: Eukaryota; Metazoa; Chordata; Actinopteri; Holocentriformes; Holocentridae. The transcript is spliced from 2 exons. Gene Ontology annotation, cellular component: connexin complex. The record is from RefSeq and is a predicted model, not a curated record. The coding region runs from base 268 to 1764 and encodes 498 amino acids. Gene Ontology annotation, biological process: cell-cell signaling.
ACAGCCACACAGAGCUCUGUUGGCCACCGGGAGUGGAUUUAUUAGGACAAAACAGGACCUCUAAAAAUAUCUGAAUAGGAACAACUGGUCAGCCUACAAUUAAAUCAGUGUCUGUUAAGUCGGCUGUGCUUAGUUUUUAAUUAUUUUUAUUUAUUUAUUUAUUUUUUACAAAUAUGUGACACUUCGGAUGACUCAUCACGUCACAUUAAAUUUUCACAGUGCUAAUGUUUCAUUUUUCCUGGUGUGAGUCAUAAUGGCCGAGUGAAGAUGGGAGACUGGAACUUCCUUGGGGGGAUACUGGAGGAGGUGCAUAUCCACUCCACUAUGGUAGGCAAGAUCUGGCUCACCAUCCUGUUCAUCUUCCGCAUGCUGGUGCUCGGCGUGGCCGCUGAGGAUGUGUGGAACGAUGAGCAGGCGGACUUCAUAUGCAAUACCGAGCAGCCUGGAUGCCGCAACGUGUGCUACGACCUGGCCUUCCCCAUCUCCCUAAUCCGCUAUUGGGUGCUGCAGGUCAUUUUUGUGUCCUCUCCCUCGCUGGUUUACAUGGGCCAUGCUCUCUACCGGCUUCGGGCACUGGAGAAGGCCCGACAGAGGAAGAAGGCAUUGCUGCGCCGGGAGCUGGAGAUGGUGGAUGUAGAGAUGGCUGAGGCUAAGAAGAGGAUCGAGCGUGAAAUGAAGCAGCUCGAUCAGGGGAAGCUCAACAAAGCUCCUCUGAGGGGUUCCUUGCUGCGCACCUAUGUGGCUCAUAUUUUCACUCGCUCUGCUGUUGAGGUGCUCUUCAUGACGGGGCAGUAUCUCCUUUAUGGCUUCCAUCUCUACCCUCUCUUCAAGUGUGAGCGGGAGCCUUGCCCCAAUGCAGUGGACUGCUAUGUUUCCAGACCAACAGAAAAAAGCGUCUUCAUGGUGUUCAUGCAAUGCAUCGCCGCAGUUUCCCUCUUCCUUAACAUCUUGGAGAUCAUGCAUCUGGGCUACAAGAAGAUUAAAAAGGGCAUCUUGGACUUCUAUCCACACUUGAGAGAUGAGAGGGAUGAGUUUGAUGAUUUCUAUGCCAGCAACUCAAAAAAACAGUCUGUUGUGCAGAUAGCCCGGAAGGCGACAAUCGCCUCUGCACCCAGUGACUACAACUUCUUGAUGGGGAAGGCUCAGGGCACAGGUAUGUACCCAAACUUCAUGAACCCUCCAGCUGUAUUUCCUCUUCAAAGUGAGCUGGCCACUAAGCAGGUUUUGGAUGAUCAUUGCAAAGGUGCAGCUCACAGCCUCACAGAGCAUAACUGCACCCCCACAAACACUACCAAUGAGCCCUGCUCACCACUCUGUGACUCACUGACCCCUCCAAAGCAGGAGGAGCCGGAGGAUUCUUUACACCUUUCCCCACACAGUGAGGAUGAUGGCAAAGAGACAGGGGGUCCGGACUCUCCAAAAUGGUCAUCAAAGGCAGCUCAUGCUUCCUCCUGCCCCACGCUGCCAGUAAGUAUGGUGAGGAGACCGUGGAGGGCUCAUGGCUCUUUUAACUGUUCUACAGUACUGGAGGGUAAGAGCUCUGACACAGAUUCAUACGGGGGCACAAAAAACAAUAGUGAAUACACUUCUGCUCGAAUGCGGUCAAAAUCAGAGGCCAAACAUCCAAGUCGGCCUUCAACCCCCGAGUCACUGGAUGACUCCAGUUCAGGAUCCAGGCACAGCCCAAGACCACCUUCCUCGAACCGCAAAACAUCACUGGGAAGUAGCACAAGCAGCAAACGAGCCCCAGACUUGCACAUCUAAAACCUGAAUACAAAUGUAUUCUUCUCAUCCUUAUUUGUGCCAUUGCACCAUGGCAACCUGUGUCACUGGGGCAUUCAUAAGACUGUGAUGUCUGCACUGCAGUUCGCAUAUGGAGACAACAGCACUCAAAGCCUUACUCCCCCCCUACUGGUGAAAGGUUGUAAGUUUAUCUUUGGUGUAAAGUUUUGUCUUCAGAUAUUUAAAGCCACUGUGUAGCUGUCAGUAGUGCAUGCUUUGCUGGCAGUUAAUGGCAAAGCAACUUUUCGAUUGUUGUUGUAAUAUUACGGUGAGGGACAACAGAGGUCUGCUGAUGUAAACUGUAUAUUUUAUAUAUUUUUAAAUGUUCUUUGGAAUAAAGUUGUUUUCUAUUAUGACCAACUGCA